CUCAAGAUGUCCUGGAACACGCGGCCAUGCUGCUUCCUAAGCUUCCAACUUUACAGACGUUACUCUUAGCCCUGGGCCAGUCUUGGGAGUCUGUUUUAUUAUUCUUUUUUACUGGCUCUCUCGUAAUUCAGAAAGAAGAUUAUAAAUGCCAGAGCCGUUUAACCGAUGGUUUAGCUGUUGAAUUCUGACACUUCUUGUGCCACCCUGUUCGUUGUGAAAUUUUCAGAAAAAAACACUUGUAUAUCUAUCUACAUUGGCUAUGGCUAUCCCAAUAACAGUGCUUGACUGUGAUCUCUUGCUGUACGGCAGAGGUCACCGGACCUUGGACCGUUUUAAGCUGGAUGAUGUGACUGAUGAAUAUUUGAUGUCCACGUAUGGAUUUCCACGACAAUUCAUUUACUACUUAGUGGAACUCUUGGGGGCAAGUCUUUCUCGACCUACUCAGCGAUCUAGGGCUAUUAGCCCAGAAACUCAGAUCCUGGCAGCAUUGGGCUUCUAUACCUCGGGCUCCUUCCAGACUCGGAUGGGAGAUGCAAUUGGAAUCAGUCAAGCCUCCAUGAGCCGGUGUGUUGCCAAUGUCACUGAGGCCCUCGUGGACAGGGCCUCACAGUUUAUUCACUUUCCAGUGGAUGAGGCCGCCGUCCAAUCUCUGAAGGAUGAGUUCUGUGGACUGGCAGGGAUGCCAGGAGUCAUAGGGGUGGUUGACUGUAUCCACGUGGCAAUCAAGGCACCGAAUUCUGAAGACCUCUCUUAUGUGAACCGCAAGGGUCUGCAUUCUUUGAACUGUCUGGUGGUGUGUGACAUCAGAGGGGCACUAAUGGCUGUGGAGACACGCUGGCCAGGUAGCCUCCAGGACUGUUCUGUGCUCCAGCAGUCUUCUCUAAGCAGUCAGUUUGAAACUGGGAUGCAUAAAGAUAGCUGGCUUCUUGGAGACAGUUCCUUCUCUCUCCGCACCUGGCUCAUGACUCCACUUCGCGUUGCUGAAACCCCAGCAGAGUAUCGCUAUAACAGGGCCCAUUCUGCAACCCACAGUGUGAUUGAGAAGACUUUGCGAGCCCUCUGCUCGAGGUUCCGGUGCCUGGAUGGAUCGAAGGGAGCACUGCAGUACUCGCCAGAGAAAUCCAGCCACAUCGUCUUGGCUUGUUGUGUCCUUCAUAACAUUUCCCUGGAACACGGGAUGGAUGUUUGGUCCUCUCCAGGAACUGGACCCAUUGAACAGUCACCUGAGGGUGAGUGUGAGCAAACGGAGUCCCUGGAUUUGGAGGCUGACCGGAUCCGGCAGGAACUAAUGCUCACUCACUUCAGCUAGUGUGGAGGGUGGAAGAGGAGACUUUCCCCUUAUCAGCCCAUCACCAGGUUCUGGCAUCCAGUGAGACUGAAUGUGCACACUUGCCAUAAAUUAACAUUCAAUGUUUUAGAAGGGCAGGAGGUGGGGGAAGGCAUGCCAGCAAAUGUGUCAGUCAACUAGGCUGACACAAGACAGGGUUUCCCUGAUGUGCAGGGAGGCCAUGCUGGGCACCACUCUUCACUGCUCUCUGGCUGCAAUGUAAAACCGUAGUAAAGGAGAACAGCACAUAACCAAA
Messenger RNA from Arvicola amphibius (Eurasian water vole), 1583 nucleotides. RefSeq names its product harbinger transposase derived 1 (gene Harbi1). The transcript has 3 exons. The record is from RefSeq and is a predicted model, not a curated record. Bases 260 to 1309 code for a protein of 349 amino acids. NCBI's taxonomy places the organism in Eukaryota, Metazoa, Chordata, Mammalia, Rodentia, Cricetidae.